AUGGAUCCCACAUUCUCACUGGGAGACAAAGAUGAGGUCCGUGUGAAGGAUGCGGGGCGUGUGAGGAUGUGUGAGCGUCUGCUGUGGGACGAGCCGCUGCAGAUCUCCUGGCUGAUGGAGGCCGAGCCGUUCACCUCCUCCCUGCAGUCGGCGGGUCCUGUGGCCGGCGUGACCCUGGAGCAGAAGACCACCUUCGCCUUCGUCAUCCUCCUCUUCGUCUUCCUCUGCAUGCUGAUCGUGCGCUGCUUCCGAAUCCUGCUGGACCCGUACCGCAGCAUGCCCACCUCCACGUGGGCCGACGGGCUGGACGGCCUCGAGAAGGGACAGUUUGAUAACACACUGGCUUAGAAGACACACACACACACACAUACACACAUGAUGAUGAUGAAGGCAAAUAACCUUUCUGCUGAACAGCCUAAAGUCAUUCACAAACACAUGAUACACUGUGUAGAAGAAAUUCAUCAAGAAUACAGAUAUUCUGCAUUUGAGCAGCUGCACCACAAGCUUGUGAAGAUGAUGAACACACACACACAC
Molecule: messenger RNA, 534 nt
Organism: Rhinichthys klamathensis goyatoka
Lineage: Eukaryota; Metazoa; Chordata; Actinopteri; Cypriniformes; Leuciscidae
Product: cortexin-3
Exons: 2
Coding region: 1-348 (115 amino acids)
Source: RefSeq, a predicted model, not a curated record